Magnusiomyces paraingens is the source of this 1344-nucleotide messenger RNA. RefSeq lists its product as uncharacterized. The record is from RefSeq and is a predicted model, not a curated record. The transcript has a single exon. Gene Ontology annotation, biological process: fatty acid biosynthetic process. NCBI's taxonomy places the organism in Eukaryota, Fungi, Ascomycota, Dipodascomycetes, Dipodascales, Dipodascaceae. Bases 1 to 1344 code for a protein of 447 amino acids. Gene Ontology annotation, molecular function: 3-oxoacyl-[acyl-carrier-protein] synthase activity.
AUGAGCCAGCUUCGAAGAGUAGUCGUCACAGGCCUCGGUGUCGUGUCCCCGCUUGGAGUGGGAGUCUCGCAUGCUUGGGCAAAUCUCAUUGCAGGCAAGUCGGGUCUCGUAUCCCUCGACUCCACAGUCCUCGCAAACAACCCAGACGUCCCCUGCCGUGUCGGUGGCCAGGUCCCGCUAGGCUCCGCUGCUGAUGGAAAAUGGGAUGCUCUUGAAUGGGUCGACAAGCCCUCGUUGCGCAGAGUCCCCACCUUUGCACAGUACGCUCUGGCAGCUACCAAGCAGGCUCUCGACGAUGCUCAGUGGCACCCGGCUUCAUCCGAAAACCCGCUGGACCAAGAGCGCACCGGCGUCUGCGUCGGAUCCGGGAUUGGUGGAUUCGAAGAUGCUGUAACUAACAUCACCGGGUUCAAUGCUGGCGGAUAUCGUAAAAUCCAACCCUUGUUCAUCCCACGCCUACUUACAAACAUGGCCGCAGGUCAUAUAUCCAUCAACUAUAAACUUAAAGGCCCCAAUCACGCCGUCUCAACAGCUUGCACCACAGGUGCUCACGCUAUUGGCGAUGCCACCAACUUCAUCUCUCUCGGUAUGGCCGACGUCAUGGUCGCAGGAUCUGGCGAAGCUUCUCUUCAUCCUAUUGCCCUUGCCGGCUUUUCGCGUGCCAAAAGUGUAGCAACCGCCUUUAAUGACGACCCAGAAGCUGCCUCGCGACCUUUUGACAAACGCCGCGCUGGUUUCAUCAUGGGCGAAGGUGCAGGUAUAUUUGUUUUAGAAGAACUGGAACAUGCCUUGGCUCGUGGAGCCAAAAUCUAUGCCGAGGUCGUUGGCUAUGGUCUUUCCGGCGACGCACAUCACAUCACAGCUCCUGCAGAGUCUGGUGACGGUGCACGCAGAUCAAUGCAGAUGGCCAUUGGUCGUUCCGGUGUGGCCCCGAAAGCCAUUGGCUACGUGAAUGCACAUGCAACUUCCACAAAGCUGGGUGAUGUUGCCGAAAACAAUGCUAUUUGCGAGGUACUCAUGGGUCUUAAUAAUCCUGCCCAGGCUUCUUCGCCUGAAAACUUUAAAAGUGCGGCAUCGGAAAUUAACGUCUCAUCCAGCAAGGCCUCCAUGGGCCAUCUGCUGGGUGGUGCAGGGUCGGUAGAGGCUCUUUUCACCGUGCUUGCACUUCGAGACAAUGUUCUGCCUCCCACUCGCAACCUUGACGAUCCUGACGAAGGGUUUGAGUGCAACUAUAUUCCGCAUGUUGCCCAAACUCCCAAGGAGCCUUUGCAGUACGCUAUGACCAACAGUUUUGGUUUUGGCGGAACCAACGCAUCGCUUCUCUUUAAAAAGUGGGCAAACUAG